CUUCCCGGAUCUCCCCAUCAGCUUUGCUUCCACAUCCGGGAGGAACGCCUUUGGGGAUUAUCCUCACCUAAAGUCUGCGAGCGAUCCGGAAACUGCGCUAUUGGGCUUACUCUUCUCGAUUAUAUAUUAGAGGCUAAUAUUCCUAUGCCUCGGAGUACUGCGUAAUCGUGCAAGUGGCCACCUGAGGACUCAGGUCUAUUUGCAUACAAGAGUUAACAAAAGUGGGUUAGAUGGUGAACUUUUCAUGACACCGGGUAUCUUAUCAACCCUGCAUCUAUUUUCUUGCUUCUUAUAAAGUCGUCUCCGUUGUGGGGGGUAUAUUUCACACUUCGGUCACUUUCAGGGCUCUUACUUUAUCAUUCAGUAUUCUUGAGUAUAGAAAUGAUGUUCGGUGAAGGGUAUUCUGCAGAAGAUAAAGGUUCGUUGAAACUGGGGAGAGACGUUGAAGCCAGACAUGCCUCACUCAAUCAUGGAACUGCGAUAGAUUCCCGGCGCGCCGAAGUAGAUUUGCCUGAAGCAAUCAAGUUCGGAAAGGCUACAUGGGGCCUUUCUAGCAGGCAACUCCAGCUUAAAGCAAUUGGGGACUCGACAGGCACCGGCCUAUUCUGGCUGCUAACUCGAGGUGAUCAAAAUGCUCCCGCUGAGGCUGGACCUUGGUUGGUGUUUCUUGCGUAUUACUUCGCUCUCCUUCCGAGUAUUGGGGGGGGGAGUCGAAUUAGGAGCAUAUCGCUGCUCAGGCGUUGGGCGAACGGUGCUCUCAGCCCUGAUGCGGGAUUACGUAUUAGUGUGGGGCUAAGGCGUUUGUCUGUAUUGACCUCGUUGCUUGGUCUGAUCUGAGUCCUGGCAUCCAGAUUACAGUUGCCCUUGGUCUUUCGAUUCCACUAAAUUGCUUUGCCGUGCGGUACUCCGAUGCUGGAAGGAUCCGCCUAAUGAGGGGAUGCCUGGUUGAAGGCACUACUGGAAGAUUUCUAAGCAUUUGGUCCUUUCUGAUAUACGCAGCGUUUGCCCGAGUUUUCAUAUUGAGCUAGAAUUGGGUGACCUAUAUCGGUAUGAGGGCAGCAACAUCAAUACUUCCAAUGAAUGACAUAGGCCCCGAUAUAUUAAUAAUGAUCUGGGGGAGUCCAGAAUCCACGCAAAAUUAUCCCCAUCGCAGUUAAAAAAGUCUAUAUUAGUCUCUAAGUUACCAUUUCUAUGUCAUGGGCAUGCUAUAUGUAGGUAUUACCUAACUUACAACCUUAUCCCAACCACCUCAACCUAGGCUACCAUCAUUCCGCCUUCUUAACACCCCAUAUGUCAGUAUUACAGAUAUGUCUAUUCUGCGAGGCGAACUCGAUACGCUUUAGCACGAAUCAACAAAACGCCCAAAGCACCCAAAAGGUGCCUGGGCGCUGGUGUUCCGAUAUAUUGUGUGCUCCCUACCGCACUUAUCUCGUUGAUAUCAACUCUUGAGCGUUAUCAGCUCUACUAACCCUAUACUCGGUUGGAAUUAUAUAUCUCAUCCGAACUACAGAUAUGGUACCAUAAGCUUAACUAACGUGUGGGGUGCAUGUAGUUUGUUAACUCCAGCACUGCUAACUUCUUACUAUCAUACAUGAUUAUUCCCACAACACACAUCCGGCCCAGAAUGAGUGGGCUCUGAAGUCC
Tuber melanosporum (Perigord truffle) is the source of this 1644-nucleotide messenger RNA. RefSeq lists its product as uncharacterized. The record is from RefSeq and is a predicted model, not a curated record. The transcript is spliced from 8 exons. Lineage: Eukaryota; Fungi; Ascomycota; Pezizomycetes; Pezizales; Tuberaceae. Bases 385 to 837 code for a protein of 150 amino acids.